AUGGCCCGCACAAAGCAGACGGCGCGUAAGUCGACGGGCGGGAAGGCGCCCCGCAAGCAGUUGGCCACCAAGGCGGCCCGCAAGAGCGCGCCGGCCACGGGCGGCGUGAAGAAGCCGCACCGCUACCGGCCCGGCACGGUGGCGCUGCGCGAGAUCCGGCGCUACCAGAAGUCCACGGAGCUGCUGAUCCGCAAGCUGCCCUUCCAGCGCCUGGUGCGCGAGAUCGCGCAGGACUUCAAGACCGACCUGCGCUUCCAGAGCUCGGCCGUGAUGGCGCUGCAGGAGGCGAGCGAGGCCUACCUGGUGGGGCUCUUCGAGGACACCAACCUCUGUGCCAUCCACGCCAAGCGCGUCACCAUCAUGCCCAAGGACAUCCAGCUGGCCCGUCGCAUCCGCGGCGAGCGCGCCUGA
Colius striatus (speckled mousebird) is the source of this 411-nucleotide messenger RNA. Its product is annotated as histone H3. Bases 1 to 411 code for a protein of 136 amino acids. The transcript has a single exon. The record is from RefSeq and is a predicted model, not a curated record. Lineage: Eukaryota; Metazoa; Chordata; Aves; Coliiformes; Coliidae. Gene Ontology annotation, cellular component: nucleosome. Gene Ontology annotation, molecular function: structural constituent of chromatin; DNA binding; protein heterodimerization activity.